CGUGGUGCAGCUGUCAGUGAUUAUUGUUUACAAAUGUGAUUCGCAAGCUUGAAAAAUGCCUAAAAACAUAAAAAGCAAGUCAAUUUCUGAUGAGAUUUCGAGUCUUUUCACCAGAAAAUCUCUCGCGGACUCGGACAGUGAUGGAGAUGAGGUAAAUUUGGCGGAGUCCGUGGAGAUUCAUGAGGAAAACCAAGUGGGAUUAAUCAAUAAGCAAAACGCUCCACUUCUUGAGGAAAUCAGUGCCAGGUACCAUGGGGAACCGUCCUCCAGAGAUCUGGAUAGUGAUUCUGCGGAGGAAGAGGAACUUGAUGAGGAGGAAGUUGACUCGGAAGUUGAGGAACUUGAUGAGGAGGAAUCAGAAGAUGAGACUGAUCAGGAAGUGUCAUCUGACGAGAGAGAAGAACCUCGGCCCGAGGUUAAGAAGACAGAGGAGAUUAAACUCAUUUCGCACACGUCCAAGGAAAGCGAUUUGAAGGGAUAUAGCGUGAAAAAUCAGUUGAAAAUGUGGGAAAAGCUGAUGGAAGUGAGAAUUCGCUCACAAUCCCUCGUGACCCUGUCGAAUCGCCUUCCCUUCCCGGAAAUCUUCAAGCAGUGCAAAGAAUAUUCUGAGGAAUUCUCUUCUUUGGCGUCUGAAGUCGAGGAAAACCUCGCAAACACCAUGAAUAAAUUAAUAGAGACGCAAAACUGCCUCAUUUCGAAGUUCCCGGACACUCGAGAUUGUCUAAAGAGGGGAUUAUACAGUAAUGAUGACCAGGCAGAAACUAGGAAGAAGCCUAGGCUGGAGUUCUCUUCAAUGUCGAAUUGUGAUGCUUUCAGGAAGCUGUACAGAAGCACAAUUGAGAAGUGGAGCGAGAAAAUCAACGCAAAAGAAAAUCCUUUGGACCAAAUAGACAAAGUCCUAACCAGGAAGAAUGACUUAAUGAGAAGCAGCAGAAUCUUUCGAGGAAAUUAUGAUCUGUUUAAGGAUUCAUAUGGAGAAAUUGACGACGAAUCUGGAAAAAGGAUCAGCGCUGAAAUCUACGAUGACACGGACUUUUAUCAUGAGAUUCUCAGUGAACUAAUCGAGGCGAAAUCAUCCCAAAAUCUCGAUCACAACACGGCGGAAAAUCUCCAAAAGAAGACCAGGAAUUCGGUGAAGAAAGUCGUGGAUACAAAAGCUUCGAAAGGACGAAGAAUAAGAUACGUUGUCCAUAAAAAAAUGAUCAACUUCAUGGCCCCAAAUCCUCACUCUUCCUGGAGUGAUGAGGCGAAAGAUGAGCUGUUCUCCUCAAUUUUUGGAGCUGGUCACUGAAAGUGAAGCGUGUCUGCAAUUUGAAGGGGAGGGAGUGUGGAAAGGAGGAGACUUCAUCAAGUUGUCGUUACCACAGAAGUUCGAACAUGAUGUUCAUGUUUUCUCUUCAAUAACCAACCGGAUGAGUAAGCUGAAAAAGAAUAAUAGUAAGAAAAUAUGUUUAUAUCGUUAUUCUUUUCCAAUUUUUUUUCAUGAUAAAUAAAAAAAACUGUAUGGUAAAAUACUUCAAAUGUAAUUAAUGUAGAUAUUGAAAGAGAAAACUGUGAGAAUAGAAUAAAAUAUAUUCUUCUGGAGGUCAGAGAGAGACUUUACAGUUUGUGUG
Phlebotomus argentipes is the source of this 1613-nucleotide messenger RNA. RefSeq names its product protein Aatf (gene Aatf). Gene Ontology annotation, cellular component: nucleus; nucleolus. The coding region runs from base 56 to 1291 and encodes 411 amino acids. NCBI's taxonomy places the organism in Eukaryota, Metazoa, Arthropoda, Insecta, Diptera, Psychodidae. Gene Ontology annotation, biological process: regulation of transcription by RNA polymerase II. The transcript has 3 exons. The record is from RefSeq and is a predicted model, not a curated record.